Molecule: messenger RNA, 1527 nt
Organism: Nerophis lumbriciformis (worm pipefish)
Lineage: Eukaryota; Metazoa; Chordata; Actinopteri; Syngnathiformes; Syngnathidae
Source: RefSeq, a predicted model, not a curated record
AUGUCCCCCACGGCGAUGAAGCUGCGCGAUGCGGCGCGCGGGACGCCGCGUCGCAGUCCUCCUGCCCCCGCGUCGUGGGAUGACGUUUCGCCCGACUCCAAGUGUCCCAUUUGUCUGGACCGCUUCGACAACGUGGCGUAUUUGAACAGCUGCCUGCACCGCUUCUGCUUCGGGUGCAUCCAGGAGUGGUCGCGCACCAAAGCCGAGUGUCCUCUCUGCAAGCAGCCGUUCGCCUCCAUCCUGCACUCGGUGCGCUCCGAGGACGAUUUCCAGAAGUACGAGCCUCGCGUGGCGGCCAGGGCGGCGGCCGUGGAGUUGAGGAUCAUUCGGUGGAGGCGGCGAAGAGGCGCCACGGGGAGCGAGGAGGACGUCCUCCCCGAGGCCGGCGCGGAGGAGCGCGGCGGGGGCGACGCCGAUCGGCCGCCGCCGGAGUUUGCCGCACGACUGGCUGUCAGGCUGCGUAUGCAGCGGGAAGGCUCGGAGUUGCGGCGCCUGAGCGAGAGAGAGACCUUGACCUUUCGCCGCGGCCUGUAUCUCAGCGGAACACGCGCGCGGCGGGUGCCCGGCGUGGGCCCCGACUCGCCGCCGCGCGACGUCACGGCGGACGGCUUCUGCCGCGACCCCGCUCAGCUGAACCGACUGCGGACUUGGCUGUGGCGCGAGCUGAAGGUCUUGUUGGGCACGCGGAACGGCGGGCUGGCGGGCCGCUUUCACCGGCUCUUGAUCGCGCGAUUGACUCGCCACGGCUUGGAGGACGCGGCGAGCGUGGAGCGAGAGCUGCGGCCGGUGCUCUUAACCCGAACCGAACAUUUCUUACACGAGCUGCGCUGUUUCGCCCGCUCGCCGCUCGGCAUGGACGAGUACGACCUGCGAGUCCAGUACUCCCCGCCCGGCGGCGACGCCGUAGUCAUCGCUGUCUCUGAGGACGAGGAGGCCGAAGGGAGACACGGGGAGGAGACGGAGGCGGUCCCGUCCGACGCCUCGGCCCCGACGUCGCCCGCUGUCGGGUCCGUCCGGCAGGAGGACGAGGCCGAAUGCGUGAUCGUGGGCUACAAGAAACCGCUGGCCGAGCGCACGCCGGAGCUAGUGCGGCUCUCGUCCGAUUCGGAAUCCUCCUCUCCCGCGGUUCCUCCGUCCGCAGCCCGCCCGGAGAAGGAGCCCGCCGCGAGCUCGGGGCGUGCGCGCGGUCCACCGCCCGCCGACAAAAGCGAAAAAAAGAAGAGGAAGAGGAGGAGCCGCGAUCGAUUCGAGAAAGGCGGCGAUACGGCCACGCCCGGCCACGCACGGCGUUCGGGCCCCGAGUCCGGCUCGCCGAGCCCCUUCAGAGUUUCGGAAUCCGGCUGGGUAUUAUCCUCGUCUUCGUCCCCGUCCUCCGUCCGCUCCUCUUCGCCGCCGGCCCGGCCGUCCUCGUCGCGCCCCGUCGGGGAAAAGCCCGGCGGGAAGAGAAAGUACAAGAGCCGACACCUGAACGAGCGCGGCGGCAAGCGUCGGGGGAGAUGCCGCGAUAGGAGUAGGGGCGACAGGUGA